Molecule: messenger RNA, 1906 nt
Organism: Macrobrachium nipponense
Lineage: Eukaryota; Metazoa; Arthropoda; Malacostraca; Decapoda; Palaemonidae
Exons: 7
Coding region: 302-1195 (297 amino acids)
Source: RefSeq, a predicted model, not a curated record
GUCAUGACAGCUGCGCUCCUCUGCUUUCUCGAUCACACAGUUUGGAACGUUAUCGUGCAUCUGGGAGGAUGAUCGUACCUGUGAAUGAGAGUCGUUAUUUACUAUUUGAAUCAUUUUAACAGCCUUGUAGUAUUCUAACUGUGACUGGAAGUGAAUGUUUGCUGUGUCAUAAAUUAUACAAAGUGAAAAUAACUCACAUUUAUUGAUGAGUAUGUGUUUAUGUCAUGCUUGUGAAACACUCUUGGAGAACAAUCGUUAUAAUUGAUUUUAUUAUAUUUAAAUAAUAAUCUAAGAUCUCGUCAUGUCAAACCACAACAACAAAAUAUAUCCAGAGCGAGCCAACGGCCAUCUGUUUAAAGGUCGUGCCUACGAGCAGCCGAUAGAGGACGCAUCCAACCACGGAAUCGUAUACGUCCAGAGCGACUACCCGGAUCCGAGCGACCCACCCAUGUUCAUCUCUUCCGGUCUUUAUUCUCGGUUGCCUUCUGUUUACGAUGUGCCGAGAAAUGGAAGGCUACCAACGCCAGGAUAUUCUCGAGUUCCUGACCCGAUCUACUCGACGAUAUCGGAACCAGACAACGAUUGGUAUUUCCAAGGCCUUCACUACCUGGCUAAUGUCCACAAGGUUUCCAUUAGCCAGCGGAAAGGAAAUUGUUACACUGUAUGUGACAUGAUCCGGACGGUGUUAUACGUCGUUAAAAUUCCGAUGGAACACGUCUGCUGUGGAUGCAAGGAACCAGUGGGUCCAGGGGUCAACUUCAAAGUGUCAACGUCCUUCCACCAUCCUGUCUUGGAUAUUAUGACUUACGAAGAUCGAUUUUGCCGCAGAGUGCCUUUUGUGGAAGGAGAAGUCAAAGUCAAACCUGACGUCAAGUUAGGCGUCAUGGAAGGUGACAUCGACCAUGUGGUGAUGCUGAGCUCGGUCUCUGGUGAUGCUCUGUGCUCCAUUGAACUGACUGACAUCGGAUGUUGUUCUUGCGACGGCAGAGUUUAUGAGGUCAUCCCAACGACCGCCCGACAAGAGGCUGGAAGCAUUUUCUGCAACGACGAACAAGAACUGAUUUUGACUUUCCCAAGCGUUUUUGAUGUGCCCAGGAGAGCCCUGCUCUUAUCUUGUGCAAUCAGUAUGCAAUACCAAAUCGAGGAAGACAGAAGAAGGAGCUGCAACGGACGAAUAUUUAGAAUUUUAUGCUGAGAAAGCAAAGAAAUUUUAUUUAUUUAUUUAUUUAUUUAUUUAUUUAUUUAUUUAUUUAAUUAAUUAUGCAUGUAUUUACCUACGUCAAAGGAACCCGCUGACCAAAGUUCCUGAUUUAUGCAGUGGCCCAAGUUUUCUUUUCACUGACUAGAAUUAAAUGUACAGACUUUAUACAGGGGUGUGAUAGAUAAAUAACAAAGAUAAAUCUGCAUAUAAAAUCAAUACAGACAUGUCUAAACAACGCUCGUAUUCCGUAAAUAUGUUCAUACAUACAUUUCUUAUUGAAAGCUGUUUCCCAUAAGGCCUAUCAAUAAGAACUGAUUUGUUUUUCCUUGGCUACAGAAAAAGCUGUUUCCCACACAGCCUUCCAAUAAGAAAUUAUUGGUUUUUCCUAAUUACAGAAAAAGCUGUUUCCCAUACAACCUUCCAAUAAGAAAUUAUUGGUUUCUCCCUAGCUGCAGAAAAAUCUGUAUCCCACACAGCCUUACAAUAAGAGAAUUAUUGGUUUUUCCUAAUUACAGGAAAAGCUGUUUCCCAUACAGCCUUCUACUAAGAAAUUAUUGGCUUUUCCCUGGCUACAGAAAAAUCUGUUACCCACACAGCCUUCCAAGAAGAAAUUAUUGGUUUUUCCAUGGCUACAGAAAAAACUAUUUCCCACAGCCUUCAAAGAAGAAAUUAUUGGUUUUUCCUUGGCUACAGAAAAAGCUGUUU